Messenger RNA from Helianthus annuus (common sunflower), 714 nucleotides. RefSeq lists its product as uncharacterized. Lineage: Eukaryota; Viridiplantae; Streptophyta; Magnoliopsida; Asterales; Asteraceae. Bases 1 to 714 code for a protein of 237 amino acids. The transcript has 2 exons. The record is from RefSeq and is a predicted model, not a curated record.
AUGGGAGAUAUAUUAAGUUACACAAAUGCUCUUUCAAAACACCUUCAACAAAAAGGUAAAGAUUUAUUAGAAGCGGCCAACUUGAGAAAUAGUACAAAACGAGCAUUAAAUGCUUUAAGACAAAAUGGGUUUGAGCCGAUGUUGGAAAAAGUGACUUCCUUUUGUAAAAAAUAUAACAUUACAAUGUUGGACAUGUCGGAAAGUUAUGGUAACCCAAGAAACCAAAAGAAUGUCAUUACAAAUCGACAUCAUUUUGAGGUUGACAUUUUUAAUAAGGUUUUAGACAUGCAAAUUCAAGAAUUAGGAAGUCGAUUUAGUGAGGUAACAACUACUUUGAUAAAAAAUAUGUCGGGUUUAAAUCCUUCUAACGGUUUUUCUAAGUUUGACCCAUCGAAGAUAUUGGCGUUUGCUAAGAUGUACCCGGAUGAUUUUACUACACAAGAAAUAGGGACUCUUUUGGGUGAUAUUGAGUCUUUUGGUCACACAAUAAGCGAUGAUGAUAACUUUGACAACUUGAAUGGAAUAAGUGAUCUUGCGCGUCUUAUGGUUGAAACGGGAACGCAUAUUUCUUGUCCUAUAGUUUAUCGGGAUGAUAUUUCGACGCUCAAGAGUGACCUUGAACAAAUCGAAGCUGUUCUUCAAGAUGCCGAAGAGAAACACAUCAAGGAAAAGGCUGUUGAGUUGUGGCUUAAGAAUCUCAGAUCAAGGAGAUAG